CCAGGGAGUCUCCACCACUGAAUUACCACUCUUACAAUGAAGUCUGAUUUGAAACUCCUUUUUUUCAUUUUCAGUACUAUUGAGGUCACUUUCCCUGUGGAUUAUUGUCCAACUCAUUGUCGGUGUGACUGGAACAUCCAUAGUGUGUCAUGUUUUGGAGUUAGGUUCAUGCCUGUUUUCCAUUCCAGCACACAGGAGGUGUGGCUUGUGGGGACAACACUGUCUUCUAUUUCUCAGAAUGCCUUUGCCAACUUGGCCAACAUUUCUCACAUAUCCAUCUCUGAUGAUGAUACUUUAAGAUACCUUGAGAGGUAUUCCUUCCACAACCUGUCCAGGGUUACCCACAUACAACUAACUGGUAUCAGAAGACUUUCAUACAUUGACCAAGAGGCAUUUAAGGAUCUACCUAAUUUAAAGUACCUUGGGAUCACCAACACAGGUCUCACAUCCUUACCUGGGCUACAAUAUAUUCAGUCCUGCCAGAAGGAUUUUAUUUUGGAGAUAGUGGAGAAUGUCUUCAUCCAAGUUAUACCAGCCAAUUCUUUCACGGGAAUAUCUGAGAAUGCUCUGACCAUAAUGAUGAAUAGCAAUGGCAUAAAAGAGAUCCAGCGCUAUGCCUUCAAUGGGAGCAGCCUGGAGGAAGUGUAUCUUCACAGGAAUGUGGAUUUGGAACGUAUAGAUGAAUUUGCAUUUUAUGGUGUGAUUCGUGGCCCAACUCACUUAGACCUUUCAGAAACCAAAGUUAGCUCUUUGCCUUCAAUAGGUAUGGAAUCUGUUGAAAAGCUCCAAGCUAAAAACACUUGGGCCCUCACAGCACUACCCCCCUUUCAAGCCUUUCUCCAUUUACAGAGUGCUGAAUUGACUUUCCCAAGCCAUUGUUGUGGUCUUAAAAUGUUGAAAAGAUGGAGAGGACACUCUGAGGCAAUUAUCUGCAACCUGACCCGGACUGUUUUGGGAAAUCUGCAGGAAUCCCCUGCAGCUCUCUCUCAGAGUUAUCUGGGACACAAAAUCUACCAACAUCUGAAAGACCGCUUUAGUCUCCCAACUGCUGCCAGUACAAAUGACAAUCCUUACUACAACAGCCCCAUUUGCCCCACCGAACAGUCUCAAAAUGAGGGUUUGUUUUAUGUGGAGUUACCUACAGAGCAUCUCAAUGAAGGUUUCAACUUUGCACUAUGUAAUGAACUUCACACAGAUAAUCAUGGACUCUUAUGCAACCCCUUGCCUGAUGCACUGAACCCCUGUGAGGAUGUAAUGAGUCAAGGCUUCCUGAGGAUGUUGGUCUGGGUGGUCAGUCUUUUAGCAAUUUCAGCCAACCUUCUUGUGAUGUUCAUCCUGCUGACCAGCCGACAGAAGUUGUCCGUUACUCGUUUCCUCAUUGGUCACCUGGCAUUUGCAGAUUUUUGUAUGGGGAUGUACUUACUGCUGAUUGCAUCUGUCGACGUCUACACCCGCUCCUAUUAUUACCAUUAUGCUAUUGCUUGGCAAACAGGAAGGGGCUGCAAUCUAGCAGGGACAUUAUCAGUGUUUGCCAGCGAGCUAUCUGUAUACACAUUGACUUCAAUCAGCUUUCAGCGCUGGCAUGUUAUCUUCUACGCAAUGAGGCCAAACAGAAAAAUGAGGUUACGGCAUGUAGCUGUGCUGAUGCUCGUUGGCUGGUUGCUGUGUGUGACUGUAGCACUGCUGCCAGUGGUUGGUGUGAACAGUUACCAGAAAGUGAGCAUCUGCUUACCCAUGGACACUAGAACAACUGCUGCUCAGGCCUAUGUGGUCUCUGUCCUGAUGGCUAAUGUGAUAGCUUUUAUGGUGGUAUGUUUAUGUUACCUCCACAUCUACUGUAUGGUGCACAAACCCCGGCACCAGUCCAGCAGAUGUGAUACCAGCAUGGCCAAACGCAUGGCUGUUCUUAUUUUUACCAACUUUCUCUGUCUGGCUCCCAUUUGCUUCUAUGGCUUGUCUGCAGCUCUCCACCAACCAUUGAUGACUUUCACAGAUUCCAAGGUGCUGCUGGUGCUUUUCUAUCCUCUCAACUCUUGUGCACAUCCAUUUUUUUAUGCUAUCCUGACAAAGGCAUUUCACAGAGACAUCCUGAUGUUGCUGAGCCGGAUGGGGCUGUGCCAGCAGCAAGCACAUCUCUAUUGAAGCCAACUUGUCGGUAUUACUCCCCACAUAUACAACAAUGUCUGACCUGCAGUCCAGCCCCCACAUCCCAAGACGUUCAAGUGCAGGAAGCACCAGGGUACAAGAUGCCACAAAACUGCUUUGAAAUUUGAUUGUUUUCAAAAAAAAAUUCUUGUAGAUUUAAAAAGCAUCACUUGUUAUAUUUAUAGUAACCUAACCAUUAUACAGCAUGCCAUGGUUUUUUAGAAUUUUUGAUCUAUUAAUUUCAUAGAUCAAAAGUAAGUAAGUACCUGGAUACCUCUAAAAAGGUGGUUUUAUUUAUAGUUGUUUAAUUUUAUAAUACUUAAACUAUACUUUAAAUGUGCGUUAUUCAGCUUCAUUCAACGUAUAGCCUAUACUGUAUAAUAUCAUCAACUUAAUCAUCUGUAAAUUAGUAUCUGUAGACUAGUCCUUAUUAUGUCUUAUUCUGGUUUUAAUAACAUAACCUGGUUAAUUAUAUCCCUGUGUGAUUAGAUUAAAUUUAUCAGUACAUGUGUUGUUUAAAAGUAGCUUUCUGGUAUUUUUGACUGUCUUCCUGUGUUUUGUGCUGCAACUUGCCCUUGUGUUUGUAACUGAACAUUUCCUAUCUGUAGGGGCAGUAGGUAGACUGACAACAAAUCCAGGUUAAUUUAAAGUUACUUUCUAUUAAGUUUAUAUUAAAUAUGAAACAUGGAUAAACAUUUACUACAUGUGUUGUGACUCCUGUUCAGACUACUCUCCUAAAAGGUCAGUAGUCUGAAUCAUGCCGCAUCAUCCUUGGGCAAUUUAAGCAUGACAUUUAGAGCUUUCAGACGAAACAACCUGGCUACUGGUCUAGUCAGCCAGCCAGCCAGCCUGUGUAACAUUGCCUUGCAUCAUUGCCGGAAUAAGUGGAUGUAGGCAGUGCAUAUACUAUACAUGUACUAUAGGAGAGGACACAAGAGAGAUAAAUGCUACUUUCUGUCAGAGUUUGACGGAUGGUGACCUUUGACCCCCCCACCCCUGAGAGGAUGUGGGUGUAGCUACCGUAAACCAAUAUGAAAGUCCCAGGUGUGGUUUACCAUGGACCAAUGAGGGAGGACAGGGUGUAGUUUGACUGGGUAGUCAUUAUUAUUUUUAGAUUAUUCAAUUAAUGAGGGAAGUUGAAUGUAUUAAAUAAUCUGUAUCCAUGUGAUGCAGUUUCUGGUUUUGUUGCUGAAGUAGCAUUGCAUUAGCACACUCUCCCACUCUCUGUCUCACAUGAAUAAUUCAUCAAAUAGACAGCACUGUAGUGAACCUACACUUUGUUAAUAAAAUUACGACUAUUAAUACCUGGAAAUAUUAAUCUCAUAAGCACUCAUUCAAAAGGGGCACCACUCAGCUUUUGGGAAGGAACUGAGAAAACUUAUUAAUCACUUUAUUAAUCAAUCUAAUUUCUAAGGUGUGAUAAGAUGAAUAUAUAUUUCUAAACUACAGGAUAGUGUUGUAGUACUCGAGACCAGUCUUGGUCUCGAGACCGGUCUUAAGACCACUUUUGAUGGUCUUGGUCUCGUCUCGGACAUUUGUACUCUGUUUUGUCUCAGGCUCGGACAUUGAGGACUUUAUUUCAAGACCAGUCAAGACCAUAACUUUGGGAAUAUCAAUAAAUUGCUUUUUGCAUUGUCUGA
Messenger RNA from Micropterus salmoides (largemouth bass), 3785 nucleotides. Its product is annotated as thyrotropin receptor-like. Gene Ontology annotation, biological process: G protein-coupled receptor signaling pathway. The coding region runs from base 37 to 2142 and encodes 701 amino acids. Gene Ontology annotation, cellular component: membrane. The transcript has 11 exons. Lineage: Eukaryota; Metazoa; Chordata; Actinopteri; Centrarchiformes; Centrarchidae. The record is from RefSeq and is a predicted model, not a curated record. Gene Ontology annotation, molecular function: thyroid-stimulating hormone receptor activity.